AUGAGACCUCACGUCAUCACUCUCUUUCUCCUCCUCCUCCUCCUCGUCCUCCCGAUCCCAGGAAGAAGCCAUGUUCGACAACUGAGCAACUAUCAUGUACGUAGCAAGCGGUCUUUAGUCGCCGGUUAUGAGCCUGACCCAACCCUUGCCCACGAUGACACUUGCAAUGACAUCGAUCUUCGUUAUGGCGUGGAGAAAGGAUUGGUUCCUGGCGGCCCCGACCCCAUCCACCAUUGA
Molecule: messenger RNA, 237 nt
Organism: Phalaenopsis equestris
Lineage: Eukaryota; Viridiplantae; Streptophyta; Magnoliopsida; Asparagales; Orchidaceae
Product: CLAVATA3/ESR (CLE)-related protein 10-like
Exons: 1
Coding region: 1-237 (78 amino acids)
Source: RefSeq, a predicted model, not a curated record